AUGUCCAACUCUUCAUCAUCACUAGCAACUUUUGGGGAACCAUGGCCCGAUUAUAACGACGGCUUAAGUUACACCGACUUGAUUCCGCCUUCUUGCUCCGGUUUGAGUGUGAUUGAGUAUUACUCCAAAAAGCACCAUAACUCAGCUCCACUUCAUGGUUGGUUGCAGAGGAUACAGAACGAACAGAUAACAAUUGAUGGUGUAGUUGUUAAAGAUCCAAAUACAAUCCUCAGAGAUGGCUCGGUGUUAGUUUAUCACCGGCUUCCAUGGAAGGAGCCCCAUGCACCUUACCAACUGCAAGUUCUGUUUGAAGAUGAUGAUUUGGUUGCUCUAAAUAAACCCUCUGGUCUUCAAGUUUUACCUGGAGGACUAUUCCAGCAGCGGACUGUAUUGACACAGCUCCAGUGGCAUAUAAGCAAGGGAGCUUCUUUAUGUCAGCAACCUCAUCCGGCUCCUGUUCAUCGUCUCGGAAGGGGGACAUCAGGAAUAUUGCUUUGUGCAAAGACACAGUUUGCAAAAUCUCGCCUUUCAGCAUACUUUGCUGAUGGCACCUCAGCAGUAGGGAAUAAAAGGAGCAAUGAUGCGGAACUCAAUUCAACAAGGAAAAUUUCAAAGUAUUAUCGGGCUUUAGUCAGCGGGGUCAUUGAUGAGGAUCAGGUUAUUAUAGACCAACCUAUUGGGUUGGUCAAAUAUCCUGGUGUGGCCAAAGGACUCUAUGUUGCUUCUCCUUCAGGGAAACCAGCUCUGAGCAAAGUCAGCAUACUUGAAAGAGAUGUGAAGGUUAGCUCUACACUGGUUCAGGUUGAGAUUCAAUCAGGAAGGCCACAUCAAAUCCGUAUUCACCUUUCUUUUAUUGGACACCCAUUAAUAGGUGAUCCUCUUUAUGUUGCCGGUGGCCAUCCAAACAAUUUUAAUGCAGAACUUACAGAUGAAAGUUUUGCGCAGGAUGGAGGAUAUAGGAGACCUGAGAAUCCUGUUCCAGGAGACUGUGGAUACCAUUUGCAUGCACACCGGUUACUGCUUGCUCACCCCAUUACCAACGAGGUAAAUGUGCCUAAGCAUGAAGUGAAUAAGGGAUAA
Oldenlandia corymbosa var. corymbosa is the source of this 1080-nucleotide messenger RNA. The record is from the annotation of a GenBank genome assembly. NCBI's taxonomy places the organism in Eukaryota, Viridiplantae, Streptophyta, Magnoliopsida, Gentianales, Rubiaceae.